CCCUUCACGCCUCCUACACGGCAAAAGCAAUGACAGAAGGAAGAGCUGUCAAAAACGUCUAGAUCCUGAUGACCUGUCCCUGAAUCCUUCCGGUGCCUCUCAGCAAUUGGAGGUAUUGUUUGAACUUCGAGAGAUUUAUGGUCAAGCAGGUUGAGUUGCCCUGCUCGGAGGGUGCCCAACAAAUCAGUGAAGGGGUUAUUGGAAUACAAUAGAAAACACUAUGCAUAACAAUGACGAGGAGGAUGAUUAUUGGGAUGAAUCGGUGCCAAAAGCUAAAAUGUCGUGGGACGAUCUGGACCAAAAGAAUCUUUUGGGUGCCACAGCUGAUUCAACGGGACGGCUGUAUCAGCAAUUAAAAACGUUUGAUUCUCUUUCUUUGCUUGAAUCAGGUCAAUCUACUGGAGGCCAGCACAGUGAGCCGGUUGUUCCACUGACCAGCUUAAUUUUGGAAGCAAAUAUUGAUUUAAUUGUUCGACUUGAAAGACCAGAUUUGACGGAAGUAAACAAAAAGUGCAGCGAGGAAACUUUGCUCGAGGAAAUGUUGCUGGGCCAUCAGGUAUCUCUUGAAAGUUGCAAAUCGCUGAGAGCCAAAGCAAAUUUGGUCCAGGGUGCAGUAAAUAGUGCCGACGGAGAAGUUAUUCUAAUGGUGGUUCUCCACGUCAUGAACACCCUUUCAAAAAAGCACGCAUACAAAUUGCUCAGUGAUCAUCCCGUAGCUGCCAAGAUUUUUGCCAAUUACCUUUCUGCCACCAAUCAGCACCAAAAUCUGAUCAAUUUAUUGGAGUCUAUAGGGAAGAUGAGAGAUAGUGCAAUUCUGCACUACCAUUUGGCAAAUUUGAACCAUUCCGCCAGUGCAUCAAGACAAGCACAGAAUAUUUUUUCCAUAAGCAGCAGUCACUUUAAUAGCGAAACAAGUGAUAAGCACCUGAAACGUCACAUGAAGUUAUUAGAGUUUUGUGGUACUUCAAGUUUGAGUUCAAGUACGACAUGUCACGAAUGGUUAAAAAAUGCUCUCACUAGCCAAACCCAAAAUUUAGAAAACCUCAGCCAUUCUGCCCUUUCAUUGGGCAUGACGGAAAAGAUUUUUCAAUGGAUCAGCCUUAAACAGUUUAUUUUGAAUGGGAAUUACAAGGAAAUCCAGAAAACAUUUAAAACGUCUUGGCUGAUGGGGAACAAACCAAAAUCGCACAUUCCUAUGGUGAAAUUGGUAAUGGAACUAGAAAAAUCCAAAGCGCCGAAAGAAGAGAUUUUAAAGUAUGUAGCCAUGGUUGAGGAUCCAAUGGAGCGAAGAAGUCUCGAAGCGAAAUUCUCAAGUUUGUGAUUUUCUAUUGUGAGAUUUGAACACGACUGACAACCUAUGAGUUACAAAAUAAUGUAAAUUAAUUUAAUUAAUUAGGUUCAAUGUCAAGUAAUUUUCAGCAUUUUUUUUUUUUAAUUAUUUUGGAAAAUCAUUAAAUUUUUUAUUAAAA
Neocloeon triangulifer is the source of this 1469-nucleotide messenger RNA. RefSeq lists its product as uncharacterized. The transcript has 10 exons. The coding region runs from base 221 to 1321 and encodes 366 amino acids. Gene Ontology annotation, biological process: intracellular protein transport; vacuolar transport. The record is from RefSeq and is a predicted model, not a curated record. NCBI's taxonomy places the organism in Eukaryota, Metazoa, Arthropoda, Insecta, Ephemeroptera, Baetidae. Gene Ontology annotation, cellular component: cytoplasm.